Molecule: messenger RNA, 2631 nt
Organism: Ricinus communis (castor bean)
Lineage: Eukaryota; Viridiplantae; Streptophyta; Magnoliopsida; Malpighiales; Euphorbiaceae
Product: transmembrane and coiled-coil domain-containing protein 4
Exons: 15
Coding region: 196-2337 (713 amino acids)
Cellular component (GO): mitochondrion
Source: RefSeq, a predicted model, not a curated record
GUAACGCCAGUUACUAAAAAGACAUUAAGAAAUUAAAGGCAUAAAAGCGACGUCGCCUGGCGCAAAGUGCCGCGGUUACUGCGUGAGCGUAACGACCUGGGAUUUUUUACUUGAGCAUUGAAAUAGCGAACGUGACAUUCAAACUGCUCGGUUUGAAAUCUCAGCAUAGCAAGCAAAGGAAAAAUCUUCAAAAUCAUGCCGCCGACGACAAAGGCAACGGCAACGGCAACGGCAACGGCAACAGCAACAGCAACAGCGACGUCGUUUCUGUCGCCAACGCAGAGAUACGCAGCUGGAGCCUUAUUCGCCAUUGCACUUCACCAAGCUCAAACCCAUCAAACUCGACCUCUUGGCUUCUCUCCUGACGUUGACCCAACCGAACCACAACAACAAGGUGAUCGUACUAGUUGCAGUAGCAGUAACAGCAGCGACUCCGUAUCCGAAGAUCCUGACCUCUGGGUCCACGAGACCUUGGGUCUCCUCCGACCGGUUUUCAGAUUUCUAGAGAUUGAUUCUAAUGCUUGGCAUGGUCUCGAGGAAACUGCUGGGUCUUCUCCAGCUAAAUAUCAUGUUGGAGCAUUUCUUAGGUUGCUCGCAGAAAAUAAUGAUGAUGAUAAUGCUAGUUCUUCUCAGAGUUCAUCCGAUCAAGAACUUGCUUUGUCUAAAGCUGUUGAUGUUAUGUCACAAAACAUGGAAACAGCUACAGUAUCUUUUCAAUCUAAGAAAGAGAAGCAUAAGGAGUAUGAAUAUGAAUGUCGUGAAAAAUUAUCGAAUAAUGAGGUUCAGUCCGAUAAUGAAGCAGCCAAAGAGCUAUUAGAAACUGCACAAGAGAGUCGUGAGAAGUUAUCCUCCGCUCAGGUGGAAUUGAACUCUGAUGUAGCCAAGGAGUCGGUAGAAACUUUGAAGGAGAGGGAUGGUGUUUUAGUUGGUGUAAGUGGAGUUGAUGAGAAACCUAUUGAAGAGGAAAAGAUGCUUAGUUAUCCUAGGAAAAUAGCUGUUCUUUAUGAGAUUCUUUCUGGUUGUUUGGCUGAUAAACGUGAAGAUAAUAAUAAAAAGUAUACAAGGCGAAGAAAAGGUUAUGAUGCUCGACAUCGUGUGGCUUUAAGGUUACUGGCGACAUGGCUGGAUAUCAAGUGGAUUCAAAUGGAAGCCAUUGAGACAAUAAUUGCUUGCUCCGCAAUGGCUGUAGCAAAGGAGGAAGAAUCAAAGGAAGAAGCUAGUCAUUCAACUAAAAGCAAAUGGGCUAAAUGGAAGCGUGGAGGCAUCAUUGGUGCAGCUGCAAUAACUGGAGGAACCUUAUUGGCUAUUACUGGAGGACUAGCUGCCCCAGCAAUUGCUGCUGGAUUUGGCGCUUUGGCUCCAACAUUGGGCACUCUUAUCCCUGUGAUUGGAGCAAGUGGAUUUGCAGCUGCUGCAAGUGCUGCAGGAACAGUUGCUGGUUCUGUUGCUGUUGCUGCAUCAUUUGGAGCUGCUGGAGCAGGGCUUGCUGGCACCAAAAUGGCCAGGAGAACUGGAAAUGUUGAUGAAUUUGAAUUCAAAGCUAUAGGGGAAAACCAUAACCAAGGCCGACUAGCAGUUGAGAUCUUGGUCUCAGGCUUUGUAUUUGACGAGGAAGAUUUUAUAAGGCCUUGGGAAGGUCAAAUUGACAACUUGGAGAGGUAUGUGCUGCAAUGGGAGUCUAAGAAUCUAAUUGCAGUGAGCACUGCGAUUCAAGAUUGGCUCACUUCAAGUAUUGCAUUGGGAUUAAUGAAGCAGGGUGCAAUGAUGACUGUCUUAAGCACGCUUUUGGCAGCAUUGGCUUGGCCAGCAACAUUACUCGCAGCUACUGAUUUUAUAGAUAGCAGAUGGUCAGUUGCUAUUGACAGAUCGGACAAAGCAGGGAAACUACUUGCUGAAGUGCUAUUGAAAGGAUUGCAAGGAAACAGGCCUGUGACACUUGUGGGUUACUCUCUUGGAGCUCGAGUGAUUUUUAAGUGUCUUGAGACUUUGGCUGAGACUGAACGUAAUGCUGAAGUUGUAGAAAGAGUUGUUCUGCUUGGAGCCCCCAUCUCUAUUAAAAAUGAGAAGUGGGCAGCAGCAAGAAAGGUGGUGGCUGGGAGAUUUGUGAAUGCAUACUCUACGAAUGAUUGGAUUCUGGGAGUUGCUUUUCGUGCUAGCCUGCUUACUCAAGGAUUAGCUGGAAUUCAACCAAUUGAUGUUCCAGGGAUCGAGAAUAUUGAUGUUACUGAUAUUAUUGAAGGCCACUCUUCAUAUCUAUGGGCUACACAAAAGGUUUUAGACAAGCUUGAAUUGGAUGCAUAUUAUCCUGUUUUCAGGAGCUCUGUCCACUACGAGUAGUAAAUCUCGCGAAUUCGGUUGAAUUCUAAAUUGAAAUUAGAUUCUUGCUGCUGCAACUCACCGGUUGAGAAUGCUUGGGAGUGUUAGCAUCUCACUGCAGGAAUUCAUGUUUCUGGUUCGAGCUAAGCUGAUUUCUGUUUCUAAUUUCCACUAUUUGAUUCUUCUUUAUUGUUUCUUUGAAACAUAAAUUUGAUUCAUUUUGUUUCUCCUCUUGUGUAUAUAUUAUAUUAUUAACUAAUGCCUUUACAACUUUUGUAAAGGGAAAUGUUGAAUAAAUCCACAUCUUAAAUCUCU